ACUCCAACCACUCAUAUCCUGUGUCAUGUCACAGGUGUUAUCUUAAGAAAAAUGUCAAUGGAAAAUACAUACAUGCAUUCCAAAACACUAUUCAACACAUAACAUAAGCAUAGAGAAUGCUAGUUCUGCCUAAAGUUUCUUCUCUCUCAUAAAACUGCUUUUAGUGCAAAUAAAAAGGUGAUUCAAUUUCCAUAAACGUAAGUUAAUUUUAGUAGUUUCAUAUGCUGUUAUUACAUGUUAAUGUGUCCAUGACUCUGUAUUUCUGUUGCCCAGGCAAUGCAUUUCUUUUACCCUUUGUCCUUAGUAGACAUGUCAUCGGUCUUUAGGGAAGAGAGAAACUACCACCCAUUUCCCCUUGAUUACUUGUAUUCCAGAAUGUCACUGUUCAUCUGUAUGCUUUUCUUGGUAUUUGGACAACAUACUACAAUCCAUUGUACCCCACAUAUCAGCUCUGAAGGCAAAGUAGCUACGUGCCAUUUGCCCCAACAAAAUGCCACUCUCUAUAAGAUGUCAUCUAUCAAUGCUGACUUUGCAUUCAGUCUGUAUCGGAGAUUUGCUGUGGAGACUCCAGAUCAGAACAUCUUCUUUUCCCCUGUUAGCAUUUCUGCCGCUUUGGCCAUGCUUUCAUUUGGAUCUGGUUCUACCACCCAAACUCAGAUCCUGGAGGUUUUAGGGUUCAACCUCACAGACAUUUCAAUGACAGAAUUACAGCAUGGCUUCCAGCAUUUGAUCUGUUCAUUGAAUUUUCCAAAGGAAGAACUGGAAUUGCAGAUGGGAAAUGCACUCUUCAUUGGGAAGCAACUGAAACCACUCACAAAGUUUCUGGAUGAUGUCAAGACCCUCUAUGAAACGGAAGUCUUUUCUACUGACUUCUCCAAUAUUUCUGCAGCCCAGCAGGAGAUAAACAAUCAUGUGGAGAAGCAAACCAAAGGGAAAAUUGUAGGCUUAAUCCAAGACCUCAAACUGAAUACCGUCAUGGUUUUGGUGAGCUAUACUCAUUUCAAAGCUAAGUGGGCAAAUCCUUUUCAUCUAUUCAAGACAGAAGUUAGUUUUAACUUCUUAGUGGAUAAGACCACCACAGUGCAAGUUUCUAUGAUGCACCAGAUAAAACAAUACUAUCAUCUCGUGGAUAUAGAACUGAACUGCACAGUUCUUCAAAUGGACUACAUUAAGAAUGCUCUGGCACUCUUUGUCCUUCCAAAGGCAGGAAACUUGGAAUGGGUGGAAGCAGCCCUGUCAUCUAAAACACUGAAAAAGUGGAACCGCUUACUGCAGAAAGGAUGGGUUGACUUGUUUAUUCCAAAGUUUUCGAUUUCUGCCACUUAUGACCUUGGAACCACACUUCAGAAGAUGGGUAUGAAGGAUGCCUUUGCUGAAAAUGCUAAUUUUCAUGGACUCACAGAGGACAAUGGUCUGAAACUUUCCUAUGCCUCUCACAAGGCUGUGCUGCACAUUGGUGAAGAAGGAACAAAAGAUGUAGCUCCUCAUGAAAAUGGAUCUCUGGAUCAACCUGAAAUAAGUCCUCCUCACCCUACUAUCAGAUUUGAUAGAACAUUCUUACUGAUGAUUUUGGAGAAGAGCACCAGAAGUAUUCUCUUUCUAGGGAAAGUUGUCAACCCAACAGAAAUGUAGCUAAGAAAAGGGCCACUGGGUAACUAGACAUGCAUAUAACAAAGGGAAAUAAAUACAUAACAUAGCCUGAUGUGAUUGCUGUGACCUUGGACUUCGACUUGCAUCUCUUCUAGUGCAGAGAUGAAAAAUAGACCUUAUCAGCGCUACACUGGCUGUGGAAAAGGGUAAUCCUGACAAAAUAUACAGAUAUAGAUGACUGAUUGUUAUCUAAAACAAAGGAAGAAUCAAUAUUAGCAAAUAACUUUAAUUACAUUCCCAUUAGCUAAUUCUAGAAAAUUUGGCUAGGGUGACAAAUGCCUUGGAAUAUACCCUCUGGAUAAAAGUUGAACUUCUAUAUUAAACUUCACCCACUCAG
Messenger RNA from Nannospalax galili (Upper Galilee mountains blind mole rat), 1987 nucleotides. RefSeq names its product serpin family A member 7 (gene Serpina7). Gene Ontology annotation, molecular function: serine-type endopeptidase inhibitor activity. The transcript is spliced from 5 exons. The record is from RefSeq and is a predicted model, not a curated record. Gene Ontology annotation, biological process: negative regulation of endopeptidase activity. Lineage: Eukaryota; Metazoa; Chordata; Mammalia; Rodentia; Spalacidae. Bases 277 to 1632 code for a protein of 451 amino acids.